AUGAGCCUCGAGGACCGUGGGGUUGUCGCGCUGUGGGAGGGGGAGUGGAUGUGGCUGCGGCGCCACGUGUCGCUGGUGCGCCAGGCGGCGUGGGUGUUUGGCGACCUUGCAGGGUCCGUCUUGGACCUUCCGGCGUACCUCGCCACCGCCAGGGCGUACACGGCGCAGGCCGACCGCUUCGUCACGGAGAAGACGUUACUUGCCAGUGAGCAGCUGCGCCGGAGUCAGUGGAUUCUGCCGGCGUUCGGCAUCGCCUCCGCAAGCCUCUUUGUGGUGGCCAAGAGUGCACCGUGGGGAACAUAUCGGGCCUUCCGCAACGGUGCCGUCACGGCCGUGCUGCUCACCUGCUUCCUGCUGCCGCGCGAGCUUGUCAAUGCCGUUGACGCCGAGUUGCCAUUUGGCACGAACGACACACGCGGCGUGGGGGACAAUGCAAAGGACUUGGGCGAAAAGUAG
Messenger RNA from Trypanosoma conorhini, 456 nucleotides. RefSeq lists its product as uncharacterized. The coding region runs from base 1 to 456 and encodes 151 amino acids. Lineage: Eukaryota; Euglenozoa; Kinetoplastea; Trypanosomatida; Trypanosomatidae. The record is from RefSeq and is a predicted model, not a curated record. The transcript has a single exon.